GCGAAAGGUGACAGGAGUGUUAGCGUCUGGCCACUGGGCUAUACCAUCUGGACGACCACAAGGUGGCGCAGGCGCAGAGGCGGCGUUCCACGCAGCUGGUCAACAGCUGGAGAGAUGGACCAGUGAGCCGCCUCCUGCAGCUUUAGCCCCGGGAAGGAGGGUUUCCUCUGCCUGACCCCACGCUGUCUCCGCAGGGCCGGAGAUGUGGUGAGAGCUGGCCAUGGCUGCGCCCCAAGAACUCACCUUCCAUGAAUUUGAAGUGGCUACUGACCAGCUGGCCGAGACACCUGGGGCUGCUGCCAUCUCCAGCCUGGAGGAAUUGCAGGGCCAUGUGAGCCUAGCUGUGGACAAGGAGGACCAAGAAGAUGGAGAAUUAGUAGAGAAUGAUCAGACUCAGCUGCUUGGGGGUGAGAAACAAUCUCCAAAGUUCUGGACUUUCAGCUACCACCAGUCUUUCUUUGAUGUAGACACAUAUCAGGUGCUGGAAAGGAUUAAAAGUUCACUGUUGCCAGCACCUAGGCAGAACUUUGUGAAACACUGUCUUCGGCAUCAUCCAGACCUAUAUGGGCCUUUCUGGAUAUGUGCUACCCUGGCCUUCACAUUGGCUGUGAGUAGCAAUCUGUCCACCCUGCUGCAGAGCUGGAGUCAGUCUUCCUUUUCUUAUAGCCCCCAGUUUCAUAAAGUUACUGUUGCAGGGAUCACCAUUUACUGCUAUGCGUGGCUGGUACCAGCAGCACUAUGGGGCUUCCUGCAGUGGCGCAAGGGGGUCAGAGAACGUGUUGGCUGCUAUACCUUUCUGGAGACUGUGUGUGUCUAUGGAUAUUCCCUCUUCAUCUACAUCCCCACUGUGGUCUUAUGGCUCAUCCCCAUCUCAGGCCUUCAGUGGUUUUUUGGGGUCUUGGCUGUGUCCCUUUCGGGGGCUGUGCUCUUGCUCACCUUCUGGCCUCUUGUCCGUUCAGACACCAAGGUAGUAUCGGCAGUGCUGCUUACAGUCAUGGUUGCCCUCCAUGCCCUCCUGGCCAUCGGCUGCAAGAUAUAUUUUUUCCAGUCCCUGCCUUCAAGGUCCGUUCCUGUGACCCAAGCCCCACUGCACCAGGCCACAGCACCUGGCUCCUCUAGGACUUCUGCAGCCUCCUAAAGGAAUAGAGCACCUGGGGGAAGCUGACAGACCGAUACCAUUAGUCAUCCUGGGGGAGAAAGAAAACACCAGAACAGGGUCUCCCUGCCAAGUGGUCAUCAGGUGAUCUCCACUGAUGGAAGGAACCAUCCGGUGCUGAGUCAUUGUGUUCAUUCUGCUGGUUUGAAGACAUUUCUUACAAAUCAAAAAGUUUAUUUUUUAUGCAAAGGUGAUUUAAAGAGACUAUAUAAACAUGGAACUUCUCCUCA
Sarcophilus harrisii (Tasmanian devil) is the source of this 1386-nucleotide messenger RNA. It is a transcript of the gene YIPF2, whose product is annotated as Yip1 domain family member 2. Gene Ontology annotation, biological process: vesicle-mediated transport. NCBI's taxonomy places the organism in Eukaryota, Metazoa, Chordata, Mammalia, Dasyuromorphia, Dasyuridae. Gene Ontology annotation, cellular component: Golgi apparatus; membrane. Gene Ontology annotation, molecular function: small GTPase binding. Bases 221 to 1138 code for a protein of 305 amino acids. The transcript is spliced from 10 exons. The record is from RefSeq and is a predicted model, not a curated record.